Messenger RNA from Planococcus citri (citrus mealybug), 3496 nucleotides. It is a transcript of the gene Kat60, whose product is annotated as Katanin 60. Gene Ontology annotation, biological process: microtubule severing. Lineage: Eukaryota; Metazoa; Arthropoda; Insecta; Hemiptera; Pseudococcidae. Gene Ontology annotation, cellular component: microtubule cytoskeleton. The record is from RefSeq and is a predicted model, not a curated record. Bases 606 to 2195 code for a protein of 529 amino acids. The transcript has 16 exons. Gene Ontology annotation, molecular function: ATP binding; microtubule binding; ATP hydrolysis activity.
CUAGGUGAUUUUUUACUCGAUACUGGAGACGCGGGUUCCGAGCAGAGGGAAUGUUUCGAAAGGGUAUCGUUUCUUUGGCACAGUUUUUUACGCAGCUCAGCCGGCAUUAUUGGUUUAGUCUUAUUCGAGUCGAGUAAAGGAGUGUACGAUGGAUGCAUUUAAUUGAAGUUGCCGUUCCGGUCGCCCUUUUACGAUUUGGAAAGAUCCCAGAAUAAAUAAACCAUUCAGAUAUGCAGAUUCAGUGACGUAGUAGAGAACAUAAGAUUUCGAAUCACACCAAAAGUUGACAAGCUGGUUGUUUGAAAGAAUUUAAGUGACUGAAUUUUAAUGUAAUAGAAGAAAGCGAAACAAAGUUCAACGUCUGAGUCUACAAGCUCGUUUGUCAAGCUGCCGAAAUUGAGCUGAUAAGAUGGAAAUUAGGAUAAUACACCGUAUAGAAAUUGACCGGCGACAACAUUGUAAUUUGACGGUUGAAAAAUCCUGAUUUCAAUGCCGAAUGAUUGGAAUUUUGGAGUCGAUUUUCUCGCAGUUUUCUGUCGAUUUUUCCACUUGCAAAUGUGAUUUAUGAGCUUGACGUUAUUCUGAAAUACAUAGGUGUAGUUGUAAUGACAGUAAUGGCACUAUCCGUAUGUGAAAUAUACGAAAAUACGAAACUGGCUAGAGAGAUGGCUGUGAUGGGGAAUUACGAAUCGUCCGGAGUCUACUACGAAGGUACAUUGCAGCAAAUAAAUCGACAGUUGAUCGCUUCGGAUGCGGCUACGAAGCAGAAAUGGAUGACUAUACAACAACAAGUAGCUCAAGAAUACGAACAGCUUAAAUCGACGAUGAAUACGUUACAACUUUUCAAAGUAGAUACACUGAACGAUAGAGUUAUAGGUCCAGCUGCUCAUUUAAAGAAAAAUAUGGCAUUUAAUAAUCAAUUCUCUCCGCUGAAUAAUUUCGGCUCGCAGAUGUUGAACGAUCUUGAUGUUUGGCCUUCCGUAGAAGACGAUCCGGAUGUUUGGUCAUCUCCUACACCCGCCGGUCACAAGACUAAUCCUCAAAUUAGACAAGUCAGAGGUGGUAAAAAAUCAGCUGUUGCGAAGAACACUGGUAAAAAUCAAAAAACAAAUGGUACAACGAAUGGCAAACGAGAUACUAGAAUUAUCAACAGGAGAACUGACGAUAAACUAAAAAAUACUAGGAAAGAUUCGGUGACGAGUAGUUCGAGUGAAAAAAUUGACAAAGAAAAAGAUGAAAAAGAGAAAGAAAGUCCGAUCGAUGAAAAACGUUUCGAACCAUCGGGAUACGAUCAAGAUUUAGUCGAUAUGUUAGAACGAGAUAUCGUGCAAAAAAAUCCGAACGUUAGAUGGGAUGAUAUAGCUGACUUACACGAAGCGAAACGUCUUCUAGAAGAAGCUGUAGUCUUACCGAUGUGGAUGCCUGAUUUUUUCAGGGGUAUUCGUAGACCUUGGAAAGGUGUCCUAAUGGUCGGACCUCCCGGUACUGGAAAAACCAUGCUGGCCAAAGCAGUAGCCACCGAAUGCGGUACGACGUUUUUCAACGUAUCAUCUUCCACGUUGACUUCCAAAUAUCGUGGCGAGUCAGAAAAACUAGUCAGAUUGUUAUUUGAGAUGGCGAGAUUUUACGCCCCUUCUACGAUAUUCAUCGAUGAGAUCGAUUCGUUGUGCUCGAGACGAGGUAGCGAAUCCGAACACGAAGCGUCGAGAAGAGUAAAGUCUGAAUUAUUGGUACAAAUGGAUGGUUUGAACUCUGCCGAAGAUGCUAGUAAAGUUGUUAUGGUAUUGGCAGCUACUAAUUUCCCCUGGGAUAUAGACGAAGCGUUGAGGAGACGAUUAGAAAAACGAAUUUAUAUUCCAUUACCUAAUAGUGAUGGCAGAGAAGCUCUGCUGAAGAUAAAUCUUCGAGAAGUCAAAGUCGAUUCGUCAGUUAGUCUUAAAGACAUCGCUUCCAGAUUAAACGGAUAUUCUGGAGCUGAUAUCACUAACGUUUGCAGAGACGCAGCUAUGAUGUCAAUGAGACGUAAAAUCGCCGGUCUGCGACCCGACCAAAUAAAACAAAUCCCUAGAGAAGAACUAGACUUACCAGUAUCGGCUCAAGACUUCCGCGAAGCUUUGGCCAAAUGCAACAAAAGCGUCAGCAAAGAAGACCUGGACAAAUACGAGAAAUGGAUGAACGAAUUCGGAUCCACUUGAUGAUAAAUGUAUUACUAGUAAAGUCUGCGAGCUCACGAGCGCGAGCAACGACACGAUGCAGACAAUCGACCAGGGAAGACGUACCUGUCGAUUCAGCAUCCCCUUCUAUAAUGAAGUUCCUGGGGAAAGAGCCGUAUUUUUAGAUCGCCCUUGCCAUCCCCUUAUAAGUAAUUUUUCCAAUCCUUAUGCAUUCGUAAGACUGAAUUUUAUUGCCAAGUUAUUUUUACGUGUUACGUGUCUAAAUGUGUAACUAUGCGAUAGUUUACUUUGGCCGAAUAAUUUCUAUAUAGAGAAACGCUUAGAAAGUUAGAAUUUUUAUAUCAAAGUAAUGCAUUUUUUUUUUCCUUUCUUGUUUCGUCGUCGUGUGUAUCUGUUCUGUGUAGUUGUAUUACGUAUUCGUUUGUGAUUUUAUAAUAAUAAUUACGAAAAAGAUAAUAAUUUUACCGAGUGUUUUGUACUGUAUAUUGUAUCAACGUUUUAUUUUUUGUACUGUAUAAAUUUUAUUAUAUUUAAUAAGAGCAGGUGCGGCUAAAAAGAAAAACGUGUUCGAAACGAGUACGCGAUUAUCGUUCCCCGAAGUAAUAUUACUUUUUCAUUUUUAUCGCCGCGGCUUAUUUUUAUGUAUUAAAACGCUCUCAUGACCAUUUCCCAAGACGCAUUUUGAAUUUUUUUUUGUUUAUUUUAGCACUAGAAUGAAGCGAAAACGCGAGCUGUUAUUAAAUUUUUAAUUUGCUCGUUAAUUUUUCUUUUUCGUUCGUUUACCUUUCAAUAUUUCGAGUUCUAUUUUUUUUUCUUUUUUUUUUAACGCCGAUCUAUAGUAAUUUGAUAACGUAGAUUAUACGAUUAACACAUUAGGUUUAAUUAUCUUCCCAUUUCGAUGUUGUUUCAGGUAUUAUUACGAUUAUAUCGAUGAUUCCCUCCUAUUGACUAAAAAACGACACACGUCACGUAUAUAAUAUAGUACAUAUAAGAUGUCACCGGUGAUUUACGAUGGGAAUCGUCGUAGAAUUAUUAAGGUUGUGAUAAGUGGGUGAAAUUUGUCGACUUUGUGGAAUAUUCGAAAAUAUCCUCCGAUCUGCCGAUUCAUAUCUCCGCCUCGGAAUUAAUCAAAUUUUCUACUAAUAAUUCCUUCGUAUGGUGUGUUUAAUGUAUGCAAUACAGACUAUAUACCUAUAGGUACCUAUCUAAUUAAUAAUUAAGUGACGAAUUGUAUAAAUGUUUAACUCGUGUAAAUGUAUAGAUUGUAUGUAUUUUACGUUGUGUUGAAGUGGGAUCUCAAUAAAUGUUGUUUUUAAUUUUCA